CACACACGCACAGCGAGAGCGAGGGAGACGCGCGCACUAGGAGAGCCGCCACGCGCCCGCGCGCCUCGGACCGGGGACUCGUAUCGAACCGCUCGCGCUUCUUUCUUCUUUGAUCUCUCCAGACCCGGGUGUUUCUCUCCAAUGACGCGCGAUUUGAUGCCGUGAAAGUCUUCAACUUGAACAACACCGGCUCGUUUUUGUCCGCCAUGAGCUGCUUGGAUGUCAUGUACCAAGUGUACGCGCCGCCGCAGCCUUACUUCACCCCAACUUACAGCCCGUACCACCACCACCACCAUCAUCAUCCUCAUCCUCACUCUCACCACCAGAAAUUGGCUUUCUAUUCAAAAAUGCAAGAAGAACCCGUAAGUGGAGCGAACUCUUUCUCCAGCCAUCCUGCGCCCACUAUUAAAGAGGAGGACUGUGCGCCGGAGAAGGAGCAGCCCCCUGAGGCUGAGUACAUCAGCUCACGAUGCGUCCUCUUCACCUACUUCCAGGGAGACAUCAGCUCAGUAGUAGACGAGCACUUCAGCCGUGCCCUGAGCCAGACCAGCAGCUACGGCUCUGCUUCAGCCAGCGGCAACAAAAGCUCACGAGGGGCCGCGUCCUGGAAAGACGGAUCAUUCCCAAUGAGCCAGCGCAGUUUCCCUCCUUCUUUCUGGAACAGCGCGUACCAGCCGUCAGUCACGGCAUCUUUAAGCACCGCUCUGGGCGCGUCGCACUCUGACCUGCCCUUCCCUGGUGACCCGUACUCCAGCGCCUCGUUACACAGCCACCUCCACCAGGCGGCGCCGGAAUCCUGGCACCCAACACACCACCACCACCAUCAUCCGUACCCGCUCGGCGCCCAGAGCUCGGCUUAUCCUCGGCCCUCGGUGCACGACAUGUACGGGACGCACUUUGACCCGCGGUACAGCUCUCUCCUAGUUCCCUCGGUACGGCCGCACAGACUGCCACCGUCCACGGUGCCCGCUCCCGGACCCUCACCGUGUGACAUCAGCAAGAGCGACCCAGCCAGCUCGGCAUGGACCGGACCUUUCACUGGGACGGGAUCGGACAUGGGACAGAGUCUCAGCCUGAACGUGGACGCAGGUCUGCAAAACCAGGAUAAAACCAAGGACUUGUACUGGUUUUAGUGGCCUGCCUGCCUGCCUGCCUGCCUGCCUGCUCCAGCUUCGGCUGAUCUCUGUCUGUCUGUGCCUUGUGCUUAGGUCACAGCAGGCUUGUUGUGUUUUUUUUUUCUUCUUCUUCUUCGUCUUCUUCAUCUUCUUCCCUGUAACAGAUUGUGAUCUCACUUGCAGCUCGGCGCUACACACUCUGCAGCGGCGGCAUCCUGAGCUGAAAUCGCACCACAGUGGAUAAACCUAAAGGCUUUGGCAGCAGAGACAGAGACAGAGACAGAGACAUGUUGGAGGGAAGGCCGUCCAGAAAUACACGCCGGUUGUGGUGUGACCGGCAACUGUUCUCUCCGGAGCAGACACAUGUCCGAGAGAAAUGAAAAAGACGAACAAGCGCUUCAUUCUGGGACGUGUGAGAACUGAGACACAUCGGAACGUCCUUCACAACAGGGACCACAUCCAGCGUCGAAGACAGGACAGGGUCGUAUUGCGACUUUUUUUUUUCUUUCUUUCUUUUUAGAAACAGUAGACUGAUGAGAGAGCAGCAUUCUCUGUUGUUGUAUAUUAGCGAAGAGACCGGAGGCUAUUUGAAGCCACUUGACUCUAUCUAUAUUGCUCUCGACAGCUGUCGUCAACAACUGGCUUGGAGCUCAGGACACACACAGAAAUCACAGCGUCGCUCUGCACUGCUUCUCGGCUCGGGAGUUUUUUUUUUUUCUUUCUUCUAAUAAAAGGAACGUUUUGUUAAACAAACCCGCGUGGAAACAAGUGGUUUGUGAGUUUAGGAUAAACAAGGGGAAGAGUUGACAUUUGAAGAGUUGAAGUGCCGGCAGAUGGACAGACACCUACACACACACACACACACACACACACACACACAGUUGCAUUGUUGCUGUAUAUACUGGACUUGUCCGAAUGUGAAGUCGGCUCAUUGUUGUGAACACGCAGCCAAAUAAACCUGCGGUUCGGGUUUCAGUCAUCACUGGCUCAGUAGCCUGGUUAACACGCAGCCCUAGAACUUCCAAAUAUAAAGAAAGAAUCGACAUCAAAGCGCACGGGUUUUGAUGUGCACCAAGGCCAGUUCGAUUUCAUUCUGCUCUAUACUCCAUACUCUAUAACUUGA
This is a messenger RNA of Clarias gariepinus (North African catfish), 2238 nucleotides long. It is a transcript of the gene vgll2a, whose product is annotated as vestigial-like family member 2a. Gene Ontology annotation, cellular component: nucleus. Lineage: Eukaryota; Metazoa; Chordata; Actinopteri; Siluriformes; Clariidae. Bases 207 to 1133 code for a protein of 308 amino acids. Gene Ontology annotation, biological process: regulation of transcription by RNA polymerase II. The record is from RefSeq and is a predicted model, not a curated record. The transcript is spliced from 4 exons.